Molecule: messenger RNA, 2344 nt
Organism: Rhinichthys klamathensis goyatoka
Lineage: Eukaryota; Metazoa; Chordata; Actinopteri; Cypriniformes; Leuciscidae
Gene: wipf2a
Product: WAS/WASL interacting protein family, member 2a
Exons: 8
Coding region: 171-1466 (431 amino acids)
Molecular function (GO): actin binding
Source: RefSeq, a predicted model, not a curated record
UUUUAUUCGUUGGCCGAUCAGACAGCGGAUCAUCGGCGAAAGAGCACCCAGUUACUGUUAAACAUUAAUGUUGUUUGGGACAAGAUCUCACACCGCAAACGACAGAGUUUUUGUGAGGAUACCGAGUGCAGAAGAUUGAGGCGACUUGACGUCUCCCAAAAUUCACCAGGAUGCCGAUUCCUCCUCCUCCCCCUCCGCCUGGACCUCCACCACCCCCCUCCUUUAACCAGGCGAACACCGCAACUCCGAAACUCAAUCAAAAUGAAGGGAAAGGAAGAGGAGCUCUUCUGUCAGACAUCUGCAAAGGCGCCAAACUGAAGAAGACCGGUCCGGUCAAUGACAGAAGUGCACCGGUCAUUGAAAAGCCUGGAGGUCGAGGUGGCGGUGGUGGAGGAGGUGGAGGUGGAGGUAGUGGAGGAUUUGGAGGUGGUUCUGGGCCAAAGGCUAUGGGAGGGUUAUUCAGUGGAGGAGUGCCUAAAUUACGACCAGUCGGAGACAGCUCUGUAGGACGGUCAGCGUUGCGGCCGCCUGGCUCUCGCCCGGCAGUACCUCGUGUUCAGAGUCAUUCUGAAGCGGACGGCUCCAGUCGUGGUGAUGGAGGUCGCUCCUCACCUCCUGAACAACCACGAAACCAACGUCCCACCCUGCCAGAAGUCUCCAAACAAUCUGCUGCCAGCAGCUCCGCAAAACCCGCCAGCUCAGCUCCACCUCCACCCCCGCCAUUCAAUCGCGGUGGCAACCGCGGACCCUCAGCCCAACAGAGUUCUGGGGCACAUAGUCGUGAGAAACCCCUUCCUCCACCACCACUUGCAAGCAAGGGGCCUCCACCACCUCCAUCUUCUGCUCGCGAUGGGCCCCCUAAACAGCACCCCGUUUCAUCUCGCACCUCUUCAUCCUCCUCCUCUUCUUCAAAUGCACCCCCACCCCCUCCUCCUUAUCGUCAGCCGCCGUCUGCAAAUGGAGACCCCGCCCCGGAGUUGCCUCAGAGGCGAAACUCGCUGAACAAGAGAGGCCAUGCCAAUGCUAACGUCCGUAGCCAGGCUCCUCCACCGCCUGCCCAGCAGAACAGACGACCCCCACCACCAGUGCGCAGCACAGCUCCUCAGGUUCCUCCUCCUGCAUCUCGUAAUGGGGCUCGGGAAACGCCACCCCCUCCACCCCCUUACCGUGGCGGGCCACAAACGUCUUCUGAACCCCCUAGUAGAGGAAAGCCCCCUCCCCUCACCUCUACAGGACGUCAGUCUUCAGGACACACAUCUUUUCCUCCUCCUCCUCCACCUGUCCGGAAUGGACACACGUCAUCUGCCCCCAAGCCCUUUUUUGAUGAUUUUGAGUCUAAGUACGACUUCCACCCUAUAGAGGACCUGCCUCCACCUGAAGAAUAUAGACACUUCCAGAAGACCUAUCCUAGCAAAAACAACCAGGGGAGAGGUGCUCCUCCACUGCCUCCUGUUGGAGGAAGAUGAACGCCAUUCAGGGAAGAGAAGGACCUAAAAAGAUGACACAAACACACAAACGUACAUGCUGUAUACAGUAUAUAUUUAAGUGUGUUUGUCACGUUAAUUACACAUAAAAAUACACUAAUAAUGUGACAUCUUUCUAAGGGAAACACUAUUAAUAGCUACAUGAUCUCUGAUCCAAACCACUCCAGAAUGCUGUACCUCUAGACCUGAGAACUGUGCAAUAUUCCUGUGCUGCCUAGACAAUGCACCUUCUGUUAUUGUGUCUGAUGACAGCGACACAGCAAAGCAAACCAAGGCAGAGUAGACAACUCCAGUUACCGUGAAGCUAGAUGUGUACUUUCCGCUUGUUUCUUACAGCAACCAAAGUUUUUUUAUUCAAUGAGAAAAUGUGUAGCACUUGUAGAUUAUCGAUGUCUAUGCAUAUCAGACGCAAAGUCUGUAUUUCUCUGGACAAUCAUUUUAUUUUUCACUUUUUAUCCUUACUUUAAUUAUAUUUUUUUGCUUUCCAAAUCUAUCAGGAAUGAGGUAGUUUAAAUUGUAAACGUGUUUGCUUACACUACAAAGGCUAUGAAACAACCUCGUUUAUUGUUCGGUCUGCAGUUGUGUUUUCCUGGUCACGCUACAGAAUCAGAGCCAAUUCUGUCAUAUAAGUUUUAAGAGAUUUUAAAAAAUAUAUAUAUAUUUUUUUUAUUGGCUCUAUGUUGAAUCUAAACUACUUUAUACUGACCAAAUACACACUAAGUGCCAGCGGAUCUGCAGAAGACUGUGUUUUUGAAACAGUGCCAUCUUCUGGAUCACCUGCACCCUUUUCCUGGCUUGGUACCAAUGUUUCUGGGUCAUUUAUAGAUUGCCUUUUUGUUUGAAACCUAAAAUAAAUUUCA